Molecule: messenger RNA, 789 nt
Organism: Aureobasidium melanogenum CBS 110374
Lineage: Eukaryota; Fungi; Ascomycota; Dothideomycetes; Dothideales; Saccotheciaceae
Exons: 1
Coding region: 1-789 (262 amino acids)
Source: RefSeq, a predicted model, not a curated record
AUGAACUCAGAAAUCGUCUUCCAUGAUUUGACGUCCAAGAAAUGGCCUUACUCCUGGUCACCAUUUACCCUCCGCACAACACUAUGUCUCAAUUAUCUCGGGCUUCCCUACAAACACGACCAAAUCUCGUACCCAGACAUUGCAAACACACUCUCCUCUCUGGGCGUAAAGCUUCCCCCCGAAGAUGCAGACAAGGCAAUCAAAUUCACCCUUCCCGCCAUCUCGGUCGGCGAUGAAACAACAAUGGGUUCAACCGCCAUUGCCGAAAAGCUCGCCUCUUUGAAGUCAGAAUAUGAGAAGAAACUAUUCCCGCAAGGUCAAAAAUCAAGGGAUGUGCUGAAGAAAUUCGAGGAAGAUGUCUUGUCCAAGGUGAACAAAGCCAUGGGUGGGAUGCCAAAACAUGUAAUUGCGUUUGUGCCUUUGUUCUUGGAUGAAAGGGGUUCUGAGUACUUUUACGCAACUCGCGAACCACGUCUCGGCAAACUCGAGACUUUGAGGAUGGAGGGACUUGAAGAGGAGAAAGAAAAAGGAUGGAAAGGGUUGGUCAAGGAAGCUGUUAUGCCGUUCUUAGACUUUUACAAAGAAAUUGAUGGCGAUGGAAAGGGAGUCUAUGCGUUUGGAGGGAAUGAGCCGCAGUAUGUCGAUUUCUGUGUUGCUGGCUUUAUCCAGUGGUGGAUUUGUGCCCGUGGAGAAGAGGAUAUCAUGGCUGCGCUAGAAGAAGCUGGAGAUGGUAGGCUUGCAAAGAUUAUGAAGGGUUGCGAGGGAUUGUUGAAGCCUAAGGAGGUAUAA